ACCACCACCACCACCACCACCACCACCACCACCACCACCACCACCACCACCACCACCACCACCACCACCACCACCACCACCACCACCACCACCACCACCACCACCCACCACCAUUCCACCACCACCACCACCACCACCACCACCACCACCACCACCACCACCACCACCACCACCACCACCACCACCACCACCACCACCACCACCACCACCACCACCACCACCACCACCACCACCACCACCACCACCACCACCACCACCACCACCACCACCACCACCACCACCACCACCACCACCACCACCACCACCACUGCCACCACCACCACCACCACCACCACCACCACCACCACCACCACCACCACCACCACCACCACCACCACCACCACCACCACCACCACCACCACCACCACCACCACCACCGUUCCACCACCACCACCACCACCACCACCACCACCACCACCACCACCACCACCACCACCACCACCACCACCACCACCACCACCACCACCACCACCACCCACCCCACCACCACCACCACCACCACCACCACCACCACCACCACCACCACCACCACCACCACCACCACCACCACCACCACCACCACCACCCACCACACCACCACCACCUCCACCACCACCACCACCACCACCACCACCACCACCACCACCACCACCACCACCACCACCAACCACCACCACCACCACCACCACCACCACCACCACCACCACCACCACCACCACCACCACCACCACCAUUCCCACCACCACCACCACCACCACCACCACCACCACCACCACCACCCCCACCACCACCACCACCACCACCACCACCACCACCACCACCACCACCACCACCACCACCACCACCACCACCACCACCACCACCACCACCACCACCACCACCACCACCACCACCACCACCACCACCAUUCCCACCACCUUACCACCUGGCCCAUAUCACCCCCCAGGCCCAUCUUGA
Molecule: messenger RNA, 975 nt
Organism: Portunus trituberculatus (swimming crab)
Lineage: Eukaryota; Metazoa; Arthropoda; Malacostraca; Decapoda; Portunidae
Product: integumentary mucin C.1-like
Source: RefSeq, a predicted model, not a curated record